Molecule: messenger RNA, 979 nt
Organism: Cyprinodon tularosa
Lineage: Eukaryota; Metazoa; Chordata; Actinopteri; Cyprinodontiformes; Cyprinodontidae
Exons: 9
Coding region: 83-979 (298 amino acids)
Source: RefSeq, a predicted model, not a curated record
GCCUCUGUCAGUCUGCACAGCACCACAGACAGAGUGAUCAGAAGACUGUCAGCUCUUCAGUACUCCUUGGACAGCUUCAACUAUGAUUAAUGGUGAUGUCAUGGAUGAAGGAGCAGGAAACCAGGCAGCAGAACCUGCUUUAGACCCACCUCCUGACCAUUCUAGCGACGAGGCCAUGGAUACAGAUGAACACCCAGGAGGUGAAAAAAACCAGAAGCAAGAUCAACCAGGAGAUCGCCUGAAUUCAAAGGUCAAAGAAAUGGACAACUACCGAAUAAAGUGUCCAAGUUGUAAUCUUAACUUUUCUCCAUCUUUUCAAUUCACUAUGGAAAAAGGCAGACAUUGUGAAUUUAAUAUUGAUCUCCAGAAAGAGAGCAAAAAUGACAACACUGACUGCACCAACGAGAAGUUAGAAUUAAAAAAUCAGUCAGCAGAUAUUGAAGUGAAAUGUCCAAACUGUGAACACAGUUUUCUUUACAAAGCGAUUGCUAAAAAAAAUAUUAAGACAGAUGGAUUUGACAUUGAGUUUUCAAUCGAAACCCCUGGUGCUAAUGAUACCAAAGGACAAUCAAAGAAGGAGGUUGAAACCGAAGAUUCCCUAUUGAAGUGUACAACCUGUAAAAAUGAUGUUGGUACAUCUGUUAAUUUUUCAAUGGAGAAAAACGGCCCAUGUAAAUUCAAUAUUUGUCUGUACAAUGGGAGUGACAACACUGUAUUGACCUCACAUGAGUUAACCCUCGGAAACAAGCCUGCAUCUGCUGAACUGAAUUGUCCGAAAUGUAAACAAUUUCUCCGCAAAAGCAAUGCUAAGAGGAUUAAUAAGAGGGAUGGAUUUGACAUUGAGCUGUCUAUCAACAAAACUGAGGAGGACCAGCUGGAAGGCAGAGCAGGGGAUAAUCAGCCUACAUCACAAAUAGACUUUGGUAAACUAAAAUAUUUUUUUGUGAAAGUGAAAAUGUUUCUGGGAAACUGUGUGUAA